Messenger RNA from Vicugna pacos (alpaca), 461 nucleotides. The record is from RefSeq and is a predicted model, not a curated record. NCBI's taxonomy places the organism in Eukaryota, Metazoa, Chordata, Mammalia, Artiodactyla, Camelidae.
CCAUUUUAACUAGGGGCCUCCUUAAUCAAAGUGAAAUGGAAUUAGAGCCGGUGCCGCUUCACUUUCCCUUCUUCAACAUGGCCUCCGGGGCAGGAAAGAGAAAUUGGAGGCUUGCGCUGGACCCCGCCCGCGCCCCUGGGCGGGCCAAUCACCGUGGGCAGCUCCGGUUGCGCAAGCGCACUGCCGAGAGGACGCUGGGUAGAUUUGGUGAGGCAAUCCUUUUGGCACCUGUUUCCAUGACUCCUCCUCCAUCUCGGCAGCGGGAGAUCAGGAGGCGGGCCCGGGGCGGGCCAACGCAGAGUCUCCGCCCCCUCAACCUUCUCUGGGCUCGGGCCCGGGGGUGGUUUACGGGGGUGCAGCCUGAGCCACAGGAAGGGCACCCUGGGGGAGAGGAGGACGUGAGGCGUUGUGUCCGAGGGGGGUGAGGAGUUGCCCUUCAUUAUCAGCCAGGGACGAGCACG